GAGGUAGUCUCAAUACCUUGAGUUUCUGUCGUCGCAUGUCAUUAUAUAACCCUAGACAGUAUACUGAAGAAAUCAGUCUGUUCCUUAAUUCAGUCAACAACAGAACUUCGAUUCUUCAUUAGAACUACAGGAUUUCCCCCCGCCACUUUCUACAACUUAGACCGGAAGCCCCUCCACACUACCGACUACCUCUAACAAAUGCCGGGUGCAACUACGGCAACGAACACAGCAACAACCACGCCGCUUUUAAAUUCAACGGACUCGCUCUUGAAACAGAAGAGCAUUGUCACAACGACUUCCUCACAAGCAUCUUUGGAUUCCCACGACGCGGCCAUGCAAUCAUUUACUCCUGGGCAGUGCCUUUUCUGCCCCAAUCUCUUGCCAAGCUUCCAUGCCAGUGUAGCCCAUAUGCAAAAGUCGCACGGCCUGUUCAUCCCACACCGGCAAAAUCUAGUCGUCGACCUGGAAACUCUCUUCAAGUACCUGCACCUAGUCAUAUUCGAUUACCGGGAAUGUCUGCACUGCGGGACAGAGAGGACAACGGUACAAGCCGUACAGCAGCACAUGAUCGGCAAGGGUCACUGCAGGUUUGAUCCAGCAGAACAAGACUCCGAAUUCACCGAUUUCUACGACUUCACUCUAUCUGAAGCGGAAUACAAGGAAGAGAGCGCAGAUGACUUUGAGAGUGGCGAAGAAGAGUGCGAUGCGCAAAAUGUGCCAGCAAGCCCAAGUCGACAGCCGUUACAGGGUGAUGAGGACUUCCUUCGGUUGCCGUCAGGCAAGAUCAUAUCCAAGCGGUCCUCGGAACAAACGGGACCAUCUAUCAACAACCUACGACGUCGAAUCCGGUCCCCACCUUCACAGCUGGAAUAUGCCCGGGUAGAGUCCGAAAAAGAGGAGUCCAGUGAGGACCAGCUACACACAGAUCAGACACAAACCCUGUCGAAAAGAGAAAAGCGAGAGAGAGCAUUGGUUAUCCAUGAGCUGGCAAACAUGAGAGCGAACGAUCGAAGUGCCCUGAUGCACUUGUCCGCGUCACAGCAGCGCUCACUACUGGUGGUGCAGCACAGGAACGAGGAAAAGGUGCAGAAGGAGGAACGCCGCCGCCAAGGCAAGAUUGACCGGAAGGGGAAUAAGAACUUGUAUGCGUACUGGAACACUGAGACGCCUGUCUACCAGUGUGGAUAGCUCAUAGAUAAUAGCCUGUAUCCUGAGGGCUGUAUCUGGUCCUGAAUGCUUAUUGUCGUUGUCGUGUAUGUCGAUCACCUUGAAAAGAAGCCAUGAGCUGCUAAUAUAUUUGAUGGGUUAAUAAGCAUUGUGAUCAUCGCGGAAAUGGAGAGACGGCUGAAUGCAUUGUAC
Molecule: messenger RNA, 1359 nt
Organism: Colletotrichum godetiae
Lineage: Eukaryota; Fungi; Ascomycota; Sordariomycetes; Glomerellales; Glomerellaceae
Product: C2H2 type zinc-finger-domain-containing protein
Exons: 1
Coding region: 199-1188 (329 amino acids)
Biological process (GO): ribosomal large subunit biogenesis
Cellular component (GO): preribosome, large subunit precursor
Source: RefSeq, a predicted model, not a curated record